Cydia amplana is the source of this 1171-nucleotide messenger RNA. RefSeq names its product syntaxin-16 (gene Syx16). Gene Ontology annotation, molecular function: SNAP receptor activity; SNARE binding. The transcript is spliced from 4 exons. NCBI's taxonomy places the organism in Eukaryota, Metazoa, Arthropoda, Insecta, Lepidoptera, Tortricidae. Gene Ontology annotation, biological process: intracellular protein transport; vesicle fusion; vesicle-mediated transport. Gene Ontology annotation, cellular component: endomembrane system; SNARE complex; membrane. The record is from RefSeq and is a predicted model, not a curated record. Bases 110 to 1132 code for a protein of 340 amino acids.
AAAUAAAACCCAUUCACCAAAAUGUCAGCACCGAUCUGUGUCAGACAUAAAGUGAAAUAAACGAAUAAUUCCUAUUUAUUAGCGAAUAUAGUAGUGAAUUAUUAUUAAAAUGGUGUCGCGAAGUCUCACCGAAGUCUUCGUGCUAAUGCGCAACAAUGCUAUCCACAGUCGACAAUUGUUUUCGGAACAGAAUGAGUCAGAACGGGUCAGGCUCAUGCGGAGCAGCUCUAAUGACAUGGAGGCGGGGCUGGAGAUACGGUCAGAGACCACACCACCGCCCUGGACAGACGCCUUAGAGGAGGCCCAUUAUAUUAUCACUAGGCUAAGAACAAAACUAUCGGAACUGCAAUCCUGUCACUCGCGCCAGAUCCGAAGACCGGCGUUAGAUGACACGGGGGAACAGGAACACAUAGGCAGACUCACCACGGAGAUCGGCCGGCACUUUACACACGCCUACACACAUCUUACAGCUAUCAAGGCUCAAGUCAGACAUGGUAACAAAACGGAGCAAAAACUAGCAACCAACGUAGUAUUAGCACUAGUAACCACACUCCAAGAGCUAAGUGUCACAUUCCGGACCGCCCAGUCCAACUACUUAAAAUCCCUAACUUCCAGAGAAGAACGAUCAAACGCCUACUUUGACCUACCCAACUUCGAAGAACUAAGUCUUGAAGACGACAACCUACUACCAGAUCUGACGAGCAACCAAACGGACUUACUUUUCUCACUACCCAGCACUUCGGGUACGCAGAAAAAUAAUUUCAUGGAUGAUUAUGAGCAGCCGAAUGAUUUUGAAAAGCCUUCGCUUAACCAAAAACAGUUGUUACUAAUGCAGGAAGAAAAUACUAGAAUGGUAGCCGAGAGAGAACAGGAGGUGAAUAAAAUUGUUCGGUCUAUAGUCGAUUUGAAUGAGAUUUUCAAAGAUUUAGGUCAAAUGGUACAUGAACAGGGAACUAUUUUAGAUAGGAUUGAUUAUAAUAUUGAAGUUACUCAAGUGCAAGUGCAGGAAGGUUAUAAGCAGUUGCAAAAGGCGGAGCGGUAUCAGCGGAAGAAUAGGAAAAUGCAUUGUAUAUUAGUUUUAGCGGUGGUGAUUAUAAUUUUGGUGGUGUUGUUGAUUAUUGUUAAGAGUUAGUUGUUGUUUUAAUUUUGUUGUUGGGAGUGCUUUUUACAU